UAUUCGAACACGUCCCGGUGACUGGCUGUAGUCUGGCUACGUCAUCUGUUUCGACGCCCUGGAAGGUUCAGCUGUCAAUCACAUGGGUCCAAUAUGGACGACCUGGUAAUGCAGCAAAGCCCGUGUUAGGACUGGAGGGGGCCAGAAUACAACAACAAAAACUUGCAAGUUUUGGUGCGGUUGCAGCCAGGAGAGAAGACGUAAAUAUGCCUACUCCGUAUUUUACCCUGGAUGCCCAACUGAGGUUCCAUGACAAAUGGCUGAAGAUAGACUUGCAGCGAGUGUUCUCUCCAGAAGGGCUGAGUGAGAUGUGGAAUGAGAUGGUGAAGGAUGAAGAGAUCACUUUCAAUGGAGAAGAAUCGGCUCACCCAGAAGACUGCACUGAUUGCUUCGGUACUCAGAAGAAGGAUGAAUCCAACGAUAAAGAGAAGAAGGAAGAGGAGGAAGUGUCGACAUCUGUCCAUCACUCUAUCAUCGAGACAUGGGACUGGGGGCGGCAGCCAGAUGAGACGGAGCUGAAGGACUGUCUGAUGGUGCUGGUAGAUGACCAACAUAAGCUAUCGGCUCAGAUGGCUAAGAGCACGCUGUCUGCCCUGCGUCUACGUCAGCGCCUGGUCAUCCUAGAGAGAUACCUCAUAUCCCUGAGCCACAGUAUGAUGGAAGAGAAGUACAAGGUCCGGUGGAAGAGCCCCCCCAGCCCCCCUCCACCCAUCGUAGACAACAAGAGCCCCCGGCCAGCCAGCAAGGGCGUGGAGGGUCUGGCCAGAGUCGGCUCCAGAGCAGCUCUCUCCUUCGCCUUUGCCUUCUUACGACGAGCCUGGAGGUCUGGUGACGACGCGGACCUGUGCAGUGAGCUGCUCCAGGAGUCCCUGGACGCUCUGCGGGCCCUCCCAGAAGCCACUCUGUUUGACGAGGGCACCGUGUCGUCUGUCUGGCUGGAGGUCGUGGAGAGAGCCACUAAGUUCCUCAGUGAUGUCCAUGGAAGUGGUAGUACCAAAGGCAGCAUCCCACUACAGGACCAACACCUGGCCUUGGCCAUCCUGCUGGAGCUGGCAGUACAGAGGGGCACUCUGAGCCAGCUGCUGUCUGCCGUGCUGCUACUGCUGCGUCUGUGGGACAGUGGGACCAGGGAGAUGGACAAUGAGCGCUCCACCCAGGGGACCAGCGCCCCCCUCCUCCCUCUCCUGCAGCGCUUUCACAACAUCCACAGCAGCAAGGAGGAACCCAGCCCCGAUGAGGAGAUGGAGAUCCUGGGGGCCCCUCUGAGUCCCAAUGAGAGUUUCCUGCGCUACCUGACGCUGCCCCAGGACAAUGACUUGGCUAUCGACCUGAGACAGACAGCUGUGGUCAUCAUGGCUCACCUGGACCGCCUGGCCGCCCCCUGCUCCCCCUCGCACUGCAGCUCCCCUACCUCCCACAAGGAGGACCAUGGCAACAUGCAGGGCACUCUGCAGGAGGUGAUUGGCUGGGGGUUGCUAGGCUGGAAGCUGUAUGCCAACGUGAACGGUCCUGUGCAGUGCAAGGCCCUGUCAGGCCUGGGGGUUUCCCAGAUAGUCUGUUCCGAGAAGGGCUUCCUCAUCCUGGCCAGCAGUGGAGCCGUCUACACACAGAACUACAAGAGCACCACACUGGCUCCCAUGCUGGUCCAUGCCCUGACCUCCAGGAAGAUGGUGAAGCUGGCAGCUCAUCCAGACGGACAGCACUACCUGGCCCUGUCGGCCAACGGAGAGGUCUUCUCCUGGGGCUGUGGAGACGGGGGCCGCCUGGGCCAUGGAGACACCACGUAUCUGGAGGAGCCAGCAAUGAUCACAGCGUUCACAGGGAAGCAGACAGGGAAGAAUGUGGUGCAGGUAGCCUGUGGGAGCACCUACAGCGCUGCUAUCACAGCUGAUGGAGAGCUUUACACCUGGGGCAGGGGUAACUACGGACGGCUGGGACAUGGGUCCAGUGAAGACCAGACUAUUCCCAUGCUGGUGACCGCUCUAAAGGGACUGAAGGUGCUGGAUGUGGCCUGUGGCAGUGGAGACGCACAGACCCUGGCUGUCACAGAGAACGGCCAGGUGUGGUCGUGGGGGGAUGGGGACUAUGGGAAGCUGGGGCGUGGAGGCAGCGACGGCUGUAAGACCCCAAAGCUGGUGGAGAAGCUUCAGGACCUGGAUAUAGUGAAGGUGUGCUGUGGGAGUCAGUUCUCUGUAGCACAGACCAAGGAUGGUCAGGUGUACACCUGGGGGAAAGGAGACAACCAGCGCCUCGGCCACGGCACCGAGGAACAUGUCCGUUACCCCAAACUGCUGGACAGUCUACAAGGGAAGAAAGUGGUGGACAUCGCGGUCGGCUCCACUCACUGUCUGGCGCUGACUGAUGAAGGAGAGGUCCACAGCUGGGGCAGCAACGACAAGCUACAGCACUUUGAUACUUUGUUCUCCAACAAGAAGCAGCCCAAGGCUCUGCCAGGCCUCAACUCCAAACACAUAGUGGGCAUCUCCUGUGGACCAGGACAGAGCUUUGCGUGGUCGUCCUGUUCAGAGUGGUCUGUGGGGCAGCGCGUUCCCUUCGUAGUGGACGUGUGCCCUGUGACCUUUGAGCAGCUGGAUCUGCUCUUGCGGCAGGUGAGCGAGGGCAUGGACGGCUCUUCUGAUUGGCCCCCGCCGCAGGAGAAGGAGUGCAUGGUGGUUGCCUCCCUUAACCUGCUCAGGCUUCAGCUCCAUGCAGCCAUCAGUAACCAGAUGGACCCUGAGGAGUUGGGUCUGGGCCUGGGCAGCGGGCUGCUCAACAACCUGAAGCAGACCGUGGUGACGCUAGCCUCCAACGCCGGAGUCCUCAACACCGUCCAGGCAGCUGCCCAGGCCGUGCUACAGAGUGGUUGGUCAGUGCUGCUCCCUACUGCAGAGGAGAGGGCCAGGGCUCUGUCCUCACUACUACCCAACACAGCAUCUGGUAACGAGAUGAGCGUUAGUCCUGGACGUCGCUUCAUGAUCGACCUGUUGGUCAGCAGUCUGAUGGCGGACGGAGGGCUGGAGUCUGCUCUCAAUGCUGCCAUCACAGCUGAGCUUCAGGACAUAGAGGCGAAGAAGGAGGCCCAGAAAGAGAAGGAGGUCGAUGAGCAGGAGGCCAAUGCCUCCACCAUGCUGCGAUGCCGCACCACCCUGGACAAAGACCUCAUCAACACCGGGAUAUACGAGUCUGCUGGGAAGCAGAGCCUUCCUCUGGUCCAGCUCGUACAGCAGCUACUGAGGAACAUCGCCUCUCAGACCAUCGUUAGACUGAAGGACGUGGCCCGGAGGAUAUCUAGCGGGGUCGACACGGAGCACGUCAGUAAAGAACGCUCGGCCUCCCUCGACCUGUUGCUGCGCUUCCAGAGGCUGCUGGUCAGUAAACUCUACCUGGGGGUCAACGGCACCGAAAACGCCAACGGAUACAAUCCAGAGCUGCUGGGUGUGGGGUCCCUGUUGAAGAAGUACAUCGCCCUACUGUGUACUCACAUUGGAGACAUCCUCCCUGUGGCUACCAGCAUAGCCUUCACCGGACACAGACACUUCAAUGAAGUGUCUCGGGUCAUCGAGGGUGACCUCACUGGUGUUCUCCUCCCUGAGCUGGUGGUGUCCAUCGUGUUGCUGCUGACCAUGGACCCCGGCCUGAUGCAGGAGACCGGCUCCAUCCCUCUGCUGACUGGGCUGCUGGAGCACCUGGACCGCUUCAACCAUCUGGCGCCUGGACACGAGAGGGACGACAACGAAGACCUGGCCUGGCCCGGCAUCAUGGGCUCGUUCUUCACAGGGCAGAGCUCGAAGAACAACGAGGAGAUGUCUCUGAUCCGCAAGGCCGACCUGGAGAACCACAACAAAGAUGGCGGCUUCUGGACCGUCGUGGACGGGAAAGUCUACGACAUCAAAGACUUCCAGGCCCAGUCGCUCACUGGGAACAGCAUUCUGGCCCAGUUUACAGGAGAAGACCCUGUUGUUGCGUUGGAAGCAGCCCUGCAGUUUGAGAACACCAGGGUGUCUAUGCAGGCUUUCUGUGUUGGACAGUACAUAGAGCCCAACCAGGAGACAGUGACCACCCCAGACCUGAGCAGCCUGUGCUCCCCCCUCAUUGACACAGAGAGGAACCUGGGACUCCUGCUGGGCCUCCACGCCUCUUACCUGGCCAACAGCACCCCCCUGUCACCCAUGGAGAUAGAAUGUGCCAAAUGGCUCCAGUCGUCCAUCUUCCAAGGUGGUCUGCAGACCAGUCAGAUCCACUACAACUACAACGAGGAGAAGGAUGAGGACCACUGCUGGUUGCCGGGAACACCAGAUAAGAUGUACUCCCGCUGGCUCCCCCUCAGCGACCACGCCCAGCCCUUCUUACAGGCUAUCGCUGACAACACCACUCAGGACCACACUGUGAAGGACUUCCUGUGCCAAAUGGAUCGGUGCUGUAAACAGUACCACCUCAUCACGCCCAUCACCUUCCCCCUGGAGCACCCUGUGGAGGAAGUAGGCCGUCUGCUUCUCUGCUGCCUGCUCAAACACCAGGACCUCGGUCACAUCGCCCUUUCCCUCGUCAACCAAUGUGCCUUGGGCGUGGAGCAGGGGAAGCAGAGGUCCCUCCCCACAUCUGUGAUUAACGUGUGUCGCAUGGUGUACCAGGCUAAAUGCUCUUUAAUCAAGACCCACCAGGAGCAGGGUCGUAGUUAUAAGGAGGUCUGUGCUCCUGUCAUCGAGAGGCUGCGCUUCCUGUUCAACGAGCUGCGUCCUGCCGUGAGCAGCGACCUCUCCAUCGUGUCCAAGCUGAAGCUGCUCAGCGCCCAGCCACGCUGGAAGAGGAUCACACAGAAGCUCAUCAGAGACUGCAGGAAGAAGAAGAGAGUGCCAAAGAAGUCUGAGUCGGCAGACGUAGUAGAGGAGCCGAAACUAGAGAAUGAAGGGACCAAUGAGGAGGAGCUCUGUGUCCCCAUAAGCCCCGCCCCCACAGACAGAAAACCACCCACCAACAAGACACCCAAGCAGCAGGAUAGGCUGGCUCCUCUCCUCAACACGGUCGCUCACGUCCAGAAGUUUAAGUGGCUGAAGCACAGUGUCCAGGGAGUCUUCUCUACCUCCAGCCUCAUGGGGACCAUCGUAGAGUUCGCUCUGAAGGAGGAGCCACUCGACGUGGAGAAGAUGAGGAAGUGUCUUCUCAAACAGUUGGAGCGUGCUGAGGUUCGGCUGGAGGGCAUUGACACCAUGCUGAAGCUGGCCUCUAAGAGCUUCUUGCUGCCCUCUGUCCAGUAUGCCAUGCUGUGUGGCUGGCAGAGGGUCUUACCUGAGGGGACCAACAUCGGGGAGCCGCUGUCUGACUGUCUGAAAGACGUUGGUCUGAUCCCUCCCUUCAACCGCAUGCUGUUAGAGGUCACCUUCGGGAAGCUCUAUUCCUGGUCUAUCCAGAACCUACGCAACAUCCUGCUGGAGGCCAGCGGCAGCUUUAAUCAACUGGGUGUACAGCCCGUCCCUCUCCAGACCAUUACCAAUGAGAACCCGGCCGGCCCCAGUCUGGGCACCAUCCCCCAGGCCCGUUUCCUUCUCUCCAUGCUCCACAUGCUGUCUCUGAAACACGGGGCCAACAGCCUCGCUCUGCUGCUUAACUCUGGAACUCUGGCUCUCACACAGAGCAUCCUCCGACUCAUAGGCCCCAGUACAGACAGCAGUGAGGAGGAGCUGGGGUCGAGAGGUCACGGGGGGUCAGCUACGGUACUGGAGGAGAGCCGAAAGGAGGCGACCCCCACUCCCCUGCCCGCCUCAGGGCCUGAACUUGCCGCCAUGAUGAAGAUCGGAACCAGGGUGAUGAGAGGACUGGACUGGAAGUGGGGAGAUCAGGACGGUCCUGCGCCGGGUCUGGGCCGGGUGAUAGGGGAGCUGGGUGAGGAUGGGUGGAUUAGGGUCCAAUGGGAUACCAGCAGUACCAACUCCUACAGGAUGGGGAAGGAAGGAAAAUACGACCUGAAACUGUCAGAGCCCCCGCCUGCCUCCCAGCCUGCUACUGAAGACUCUGACACCGAGGAUGACACUGAAGGAGAGGUGCUGGAUAAGAGUGCCCACCCUACAGCCAUGUUGUUAACCAGCACAGUGAACCUGUUGAAGACCCUGUCUCUGUCUGCUGGGAUCUACUCCGAGGUGAUGCAGACAGACGCCACACGGACCCUCUGUGGUCUUCUCCGCAUGCUGGUGGAGAGUGGAGCCAACGAUAAGACCGGUUGUCCAUCUCACCGGCUGGUGUCCAGGGAGCAGCAUCGUAGCUGGUGUACUCUGGGUUUCAUCCGCAGCGUGGCCCUCCAGCCUCAGAUGUGUUCUUCUCUCAGUACUUCAGCCUGGAUCGGUCUGCUGAUCCGCAUCGUAGAGGGACAACAGUCCUGUAAUGCUGCUACUCUGCAGAGACAGAUCCUGGCUCUGCGUCUGCUGCAGGCCGUGCUCCCCUCCUGGGACAAGAUGGAGAGGUCUCAGGACAUGAAGUUCCUGGUGGAAAAACUCUUUGGUUUCCUGGGGUGUCUACUACGCUCCUGCUCUUCUGACCUUCCCCUGAUCAGAGAGGGCUCUCUGAGACGCAGGAAGUCCCGACCCCAGGCCUCUCUGACAGCCAGUCACAGCAGUACACUGGCUGAGGAGAUAGUUGCUGUGCUGCGCACGCUGCACUCCCUGGGCCAAUGGAACGCUCUGCUCAACGACUAUAUCAACUGUCAACUCAGCUGUAUAGGAGAUGUGAUGGCCGGACGACACUCUGACACGACUCUCCUGGAGGAGUACUUUCCUGACUCGGAGGGCCCCAGGGUGGGUAGUCUGAUGGCCGUGCUGGCUGUGAUCGGGGGCAUCGACGGGAGGCUGAGGCUGGGUGGACAGGUCAUCCAUGAGGAGUAUGGAGAGGGAACGGUCACACGCAUCACACCUAAAGGACGAAUCACUGUGCAGUUUCAUGAGAUGAGGACAUGUCGGGUCUGCCUGCUCAGCCAACUCAAACCACUCCCAGUCGUAUCGUUCAGUGUUCAGAACCUUCCCUUCUCUGACUCCAUGUUGGUUGUCUGGGCUCAACUGGUUAACCUGGCCGGCAGCAAGCUGGAGAAACACCACCUGAAGAAGUCUCUCGGCCGCGGACUCACAGCUGACCAGGUCGAUGUUGGCCUCUUGCGGUGCCAGCAGCUGAGACUGUACAUCCUGAAGGCAGCCAGGACCCUCCUCUCACACCAGGACAAACUACGACAGAUCCUCUCACAGGCUGCCGUGCUAGACCUCCCACCCAACCCCAGUGAGGAGCCUACUGCUGUGUCUCCAGACGUGGGUGACCUGUCUCCUGAGGGUCCCCUGCCUCCCCUUAUCCUCCUCCAGCAGCUCCUUUCUGCAGCCACGCAGCCCUCACCUAUCAAGGCCAUCUUCAACAGGCAGGAACUGGAGACUGCAGCCCUAGCAGUGUGUCAGUACCUGGCCGUGGAGUCCACCCACCCCUCCUCCCCCCUGUUUGAGAGCAGUAGCUCCAGUGAGGCCACUACCCCUGUCACCGUGCAGCACGUCAAGGUCCCUAAACAGAAGAAGCAGAAGGCCUCUCCUGUUCCCCCGCUGCCCAUUGUACUACAGCUGAUGGAAAUGGGUUUCCAUAGGAACAAUAUCGAGUUUUCCCUCAAGUCUCUGUCUGGGACCGGCAGCGCCUCUGGUGUACCAGGUGUGGAGUCUUUAGUGGCCUGGUUGCUGGACCAUCCUGAUGUCCAGGUGACAGAGCUGUCUGAUGUUGACACGGUGUCUGAUGACUACUCUGAGGAGGAGCUGGAGGAGGAGCCGGAGGAGGAGCUGGAGGAGCAGGCUCCCACAGCCUUCCCAGUGCCUCCUGGUGCAGUGGUGACGGAGACUCAGACCUUUAAGAACCAAUCAGAUUUCCAGAGCAACGAUGACUAUGCUGUUUAUAUCAGAGAGAACAUUCAGGUGGGCAUGAUGGUGAAGUGCUGUAGAACGUAUGAGGAAGUGUACGAGGGAGAUGUGGGGAAGGUAAUUAAACUGGACAGAGAUGGACUCCAUGACCUGAAUGUCCAGUGUGACUGGCAGCAGAAAGGCGGGACCUACUGGGUCCGCUAUAUACACACUCAACUACUAGGCUUCCCACCACAGACCUCUCCAUCCCACAUUAAGAUCGGGGACAAAGUGAGGGUGAAGGCAACCGUUACGACGCCGAAGUACAAGUGGGGCUCUGUCACUCACAGGAGUGUAGGAGUGGUCAAGGCUUUCAGUGCCAAUGGGAAGGAUGUGAUUCUGGACUUCACUCAGCAGUCUCACUGGACCGGGUUGCUGUCUGAGAUGGAGCUGGUACCCAGUGUUCACCCGGGAGUCCGCUGUGAUGGCUGUCAGAUGUUCCCUAUCAACGGCUCCAGGUUCAAAUGUAGACACUGUGACGACUUUGACUUCUGUGAGAGGUGCUUCAAAACACGCCAACACAACACCAGGCACUCUUUUGUACGAGUCAACGAACCAGGCCAGUCUCCAGCGUUCUGUGGGCGCUCAGGGAAGCAGUUGAAGCGUCACCACGGCAACCAGAGGGGCAUGCUGGUAGAUGAGUGGUCCAGAGCCGUCAAAAGCCUCAACGUGUCGUCUUCUGUCAACCAGGCGUCACGCCUCAUCGACUGCAGUGAGCUCUGCUGGCAGUCCUCUGGGUCACAGGGAAAGCACUGGAUCCGUCUGGAGCUGUUACCUGAUGUCCUGGUCCACAGGCUGAAGAUGACGGUGGAUCCUGCAGACAGCAGCUAUAUGCCGUCUCUGGUGGUGGUCUCAGGUGGCAGUUCCCUGAACAGCCUGGUAGAGCUGAAGACGAUCAACAUCAACCCCACAGACACCACUGUUCCUCUGCUCAACGACUGCAAUGAGUACCACAGGUACAUAGAGAUAGCCAUCAAGCAGUGCCGCAGCUCUGGUAUCGACUGUAAGAUCCACGGCCUGGGCAUCGUGGGACGGAUCAGAGCAGAGGAUGAGGACCUGGCCACCGUGCCGUUCCUGGCUUCAGACAACGAGGAAGAGGAUGAUGAGAAGACGCCUACUGGGAGUUUGGCCCGUAAGAAGUUGUCCGGUCUGGAGUCGACUGCCACCAUCCGCACCAAGGUGUUUGUCUGGGGACUCAAUGACAAAGACCAGCUGGGAGGACUGAGGGGGUCCAAGAUCAAGGUCCCGUCCUUCUCUGAAACCCUCUCAGCUCUCAACGUGGUGCAGGUGGCCGGCGGCUCCAAGAGUCUGUUUGCCGUGACGGCCGAGGGGAAGGUUUAUUCGUGUGGGGAGGCCACUAACGGGCGUCUGGGCCUGGGUCUGUCCAGCGGUACCAUCCCUAUCCCCCGCCAGAUCACUGCUCUCAGUAACUACGUAGUGAAGAAGGUUGCGGUGCAUUCUGGGGGACGCCACGCCAUGGCCCUCACCGUAGAUGGGAAGGUGUUCUCCUGGGGAGAGGGAGACGACGGGAAACUGGGGCACUUCAGCAGGAUGAACUGUGACAAGCCGCGCCUCAUCGAGGCCCUGAAGACCAAGAGGAUCCGGGACAUCGCCUGCGGCUCGUCCCACAGUGCUGCCAUCACCUCCAGUGGAGAACUGUACAGCUGGGGCCUGGGGGAGUACGGACGGCUGGGACACGGAGACAACACCACUCAGCUACGACCCAAACUGGUGAAGGUGCUUCUGGGUCAUCGUGUGGUCCAGGUGGCUUGUGGGAGUAGAGAUGCUCAAACUCUAGCCCUGACAGAUGAAGGUCUGGUGUUCUCCUGGGGCGAUGGGGACUUUGGGAAGCUGGGUCGUGGGGGCAGCGAGGGCUGUAAUAUCCCUCAGAACAUUGAGAGGCUGAAUGGGCAGGGAGUCUGUCAGAUAGAGUGUGGGGCUCAGUUCUCCCUGGCUCUCACCAAGUCUGGAGUGGUCUGGACAUGGGGUAAAGGGGACUACUUCCGUCUGGGCCACGGGACUGACGUCCAUGUGCGUAAGCCUCAGAUGGUGGAGGGGCUGAGGGGGAAGAAGAUCAUCCACGUGGCCGUGGGGGCGCUGCACUGCCUGGCUGUCACCGAGACUGGACAGGUGUUUGCGUGGGGGGACAACGACCAUGGCCAGCAGGGUAACGGGACCACCACAGUGAACAGGAAGCCCACCCUGGUUCAGGGUCUAGAGGGACAGAAGAUCACCCGUGUUGCCUGUGGCUCCUCCCACAGCGUCGCCUGGACCACCGUAGAUGUCACCACCCCCUCUGUCCAUGAGCCUGUCCUCUUCCAGACCGCCAGGGACUCUCUGGGGGCAUCAUACUUAGGCGUCCAGUCAGACAGUGACUCCUCGGCGGUGAACAAUAAGAUGAGUGGCCACAGUAAUGGAGUUAGACCCAACCGCCCCUCUCUGGCUAAAAUACUACUGUCUCUGGAUGGGAACCAGGCCAAGCAACAGGCCCUGUCCCAUGUCCUCUCAGCCCUACAGAUCAUGUAUGCCAGGGAUGCUGUGGUUGGUGCCCUGAUGCCAGCUUGUAUGAUGGUCCCCAUGGAGUGCCCCCCCCCUGACUCCUCCUCAGCAUCCAGCCCCUCUGAGUCAGAGGGACCCCCUGUUCCCACAGAGGUGGAGGAGAGGGUCAGCCCUAACCCCUGGCAGACAGACAAGAAUGGAGAGGUGACCUCCUCAGAGGAUGCUGUCACCCCCUCGUCAGCUGUGACCCCGUCUACUGCUGCUUCCUCUCGACCUUUCAUCCCGGUCACGGACGACCCCGGAGCCGCGAGCAUCAUCGCAGAGACCAUGACCAAAACUAAAGAGGACUCAGAGUGUCAGAAUAAGACCGGGGCUCCAGAACCUCAGUACCUGGACGAGUUCACCAGUCUGCUGGUACCUGAUGAUACCAGGGUGAUGGUGGACCUGCUGAAGCUGGCGGUGUCUGUCCGCUCGGGGGAGAAGGGCAAGGAGGUGCUGUCUGCUGUGCUGUCUGGGAUGGGGACUGCCUACCCACAGGUUGCAGACACGCUCCUGGAACUGUGUGUCACUGAGUUAGAAGACGUGGCCACGGACUCUCAGAGCGGUCGUCUGUCCUCUCAGCCGGUGGUGGUGGAGAGCAGUCAUCCCUAUACAGACGACACCUCUACCAGCGGCACAGUCAAGAUACCUGGUGCGGAGGGACUGAGGGUGGAGUUUGACCGGCAGUGUUCUGCAGAAAGACGUCAUGACCCUCUCACCAUCAUGGAUGGAGCCAAUAGGAUCAUCUCAGUCCGAUCAGGUCGUGAGUGGUCGGACUGGUCCAGUGAGUUGAGGAUCCCAGCCGAUGAGUUGAAGUGGAAGUUUACCAGCGAUGGCUCAGUCAAUGGAUGGGGUUGGCGCUUCACUGUCUACCCUAUCAUGCCUGCUGCUGGGCCCAAAGACCUCCUGUCUGACCGCUGCAUCCUGUCCUGUCCCUCCAUGGACCUGGUGACCUGCCUCCUGGACUUCAGGCUCAACUUGGCCUCCAACAAGCGUAUCGUUCCCCGCCUGGCGGCCUCCCUGGCUGCCUGCGCUCAGCUCAGUGCCCUCGCAGCAGGACAUCGUAUGUGGGCUCUGCAGAGGCUCCGUAAGCUGCUGACCACAGAGUACGGCCAGUCCAUCAACAUCACCAGGCUGCUUGGGGACAGUGAAGGAGAGUCUCGCUCCAUGAGUUUUACAGGCAGUGCGCUUGCCGCCCUGGUGAAGGGUCUUCCCGAGGCUCUUCAGAGGCAGUAUGAAUACGAGGAUCCCAUCGUCAGGGGAGGAAAGCAGCUGCUGCACAGCCCCUUCUUCAAGGUGCUGGUGGCUCUAGCCUGCGACCUGGAGUUGGACACCCUACCCUGCUGUGCUGAGACCCAUAAGUGGGCGUGGUUCCGCCGGUACUGUACUGCAUCCAGAGUGGCUGUCGCUCUGGAUAAGAGGACUCCUCAGCCACGCCCCUUCCUGGAUGAGGUGUGUGGCAGUCCAGACAUCCCCCUCCACCUGUUGAAGUCAGUAGCCACCUAUAAAGGUGUUGAGCCAACCUCUCCUCUCAUCCACUGGUUCUGGGAGGUCAUGGAGUCCUUCUCCAACACGGAGAGAUCUCUGUUCCUGCGCUUCGUCUGGGGACGGACACGCCUCCCACGCACCAUCGCUGACUUCAGAGGACGAGACUUCGUUGUCCAGGUGCUGGAUAAGUACAACCCUCCGGACCACUUCCUGCCAGAGUCCUACACCUGUUUCUUUCUCCUCAAGCUGCCAAGGUAUUCCUGUAAGCAGGUGCUGGAGGAGAAGCUGAAAUAUGCCAUCCACUUCUGUAAGAGUAUUGAUACAGACGACUACGCUCGAAUCGCUCUGACCGGAGAACCCGCCGCGGACAACAGCUCUGAAGACUCGGACAAUGAGGACGCAGACUCCUUCGCCUCCGACUCCACGCAGGACUACCUGACAGGUCACUGACCUCUGACCCCUGAUCCAGCUUCUCUGACUCCACGCAGAACUACCCAACAGGCCACUGAGCCCUGACCUCUAACCCCUGAUCCAGCUUCUCUGACUCCACGCAGGACUACCUGACAGGCCACUGACCCCUGACCUCUAACCCCUGAUCCAGCUUCUCUGACUCCACGCAGGACUACCCAACAGGCCACUGACCCCUGACCUCUAACCCCUGAUCCAGCUUCUCUGACUCCACUCUGGACUACCUAACAGGCCACUGACCCUUAAAACCCAUGACCUAUGACCCCUGACUCCAGGAGCCUAAGGGUGAGCAGGAAGGGCCCAUAUUAAAAGCUCAGCUGUAAAGACUAAAAUGAAAGUUGUGUCUGUGUUAGUUAAUCACCUAUGAAUACAUCAUUACAUACCUGCAUUCUACUAAAAAAAUAUAUAA
Messenger RNA from Oncorhynchus gorbuscha (pink salmon), 12813 nucleotides. RefSeq names its product HECT and RLD domain containing E3 ubiquitin protein ligase 2 (gene herc2). Gene Ontology annotation, molecular function: zinc ion binding; ubiquitin-protein transferase activity. Gene Ontology annotation, biological process: protein ubiquitination. The record is from RefSeq and is a predicted model, not a curated record. Lineage: Eukaryota; Metazoa; Chordata; Actinopteri; Salmoniformes; Salmonidae.